AUGGACCAGGCCUGGGACAGAGCCCAUAGGCCUUGGCCAAGCAUAGCCAGUGUCCGAGUGCGGGCGCUGAGCUGGCAGAGCCAGCACAAGCCCCGCUCCCAGAGCAAGGCCCCGGGCAGCCGAGGGGGCAGCCACAGCGGGUGGCUGCCAGAGGAGCACCUGUCACCUGCCCGACUGCAGGCCCUGGCCCAGGUGGAUGACCUCCGACUGGUGAGCGUGCUGGAGUUGUGUGUCAACACCCACAAAAACAGCCUGGGGAACUUUGGGCUGCACCUGCCCAACCUCAGCCAGCUGAAGUUGAACGGUAGCUGCCUGGGCUCCCUGAGGGACCUGGGCACCUCCCUGGGCCACCUGCAGGUGCUGUGGCUGGCUCGCUGCGGCCUGGCUGACCUGGAUGGCAUCGGCUCCUUCCCGGCCCUGAAGGUGGGUCUGCGGCGCUCUGGGGGGUGCGGAGGCGUGGGGGCCCUGACUGAGCCCCCUCAUGCCCCCCAGGAACUCUACCUUUCCUACAACGACGUCUCGGACCUGAGCCCGCUGUGCCUGCUUGAGCAGCUGGAGGUGCUGGACCUGGAGGGCAACUGUGUGGAGGACCCGGGGCAGCUGCGCUACCUGCAGCUGUGCCCGCGGCUGGCCACGCUCACCCUGGACGGCAACCCGCUAUGCCUGCGGCCCGGCCCCGGCCCCAUCCACCAGGUGCCCCAGGGCUACAACUACCGGGCAGAGGUCAGGAAGCUCAUCCCCCAGCUGCAGGUCUUGGAUGAGUUGCCGGCCACACACACAUGCCUGCCGACCUCCCGGAAGCUGGACCACGACUGGCUCAUGGUGAAGGAGGCCAUCAAGGAGGGCAGCGUCCUGGACAGCCUGCUCCCCGGGCUGGGUUCUCCCCACAGAUCCCCCGUUUGGAGACGCAGCCCCGAGCUAUGCUCACCUGAGACCCAGCGCAGGGCCCCCAGGCCCUGGCCCCACUCCCUGCUGGUCCCCGGGGGCCCCCUGCCUGCAGGCCUUCUUCCCCAGGGCCCAGCCCCAGAGGACGACGCCAGCAGCCUCACCCACGGUGCCAGCAGGGUCCUCUGUGGAAACCCCGCCAAAGGCCUGCAGGAGCGCCGGCACCAGUGCCAGGCUGGGGCACACCCAGAGAGGCUGCCGCCUCCCGGGCCCGAAGACCUGGCUGCCCGGGCCUCCACCCCAGGGCCUGACCCUGCAGACAGCUGCCACCUCCUGGCCUCGGCCGGGCUUCCAGCCUUGAGGGAGCUACGCCUGCGUCCCCUCCCCAGUAGGUGCCUGGAGUCCCGGGAGGAGGGGGCCGCCGCCCCCAGGGGCCCACAGAAGGGCCCUGAAGAAGAGCAGCACAAGGCUGGGCCCAAGACUCGCCCCAGCCCCCUGAGCCUGGCCCCAGAGCCUUCCAGGACACUGGGCUACAACCUGACCCCCUCUCCUCCCAAGUCCCUCAUGCCAUCUGACAGGGGCAGCAGCUCCUGGGGGUCCACAGAUCUGCAGUUCCGGGGGCGUCGCCUCACAGCCCUGGGUAGUCUGGGGCCUAGCCUGGGUCAGGGGUUGGCUGCAAUGACUGCUCUGAGAGCCCUAGAGGUGGCCUCAGGCCCCAGCCCUCAAGCCGAAGGCUGUCCAGGCCCAAAGCCAGCACCAGAUCCAGCAGCCAGACCCCCAGCCUCUGGUGCAUGCCGCACCUGA
Molecule: messenger RNA, 1689 nt
Organism: Mesoplodon densirostris (Blainville's beaked whale)
Lineage: Eukaryota; Metazoa; Chordata; Mammalia; Artiodactyla; Ziphiidae
Gene: LRRC56
Product: leucine rich repeat containing 56
Source: RefSeq, a predicted model, not a curated record